Molecule: messenger RNA, 6689 nt
Organism: Harpegnathos saltator (Jerdon's jumping ant)
Lineage: Eukaryota; Metazoa; Arthropoda; Insecta; Hymenoptera; Formicidae
Gene: Su(H)
Product: recombining binding protein suppressor of hairless
Exons: 3
Coding region: 1155-2675 (506 amino acids)
Biological process (GO): regulation of transcription by RNA polymerase II
Cellular component (GO): nucleus
Molecular function (GO): DNA-binding transcription activator activity, RNA polymerase II-specific; RNA polymerase II cis-regulatory region sequence-specific DNA binding
Source: RefSeq, a predicted model, not a curated record
AGAUCCUCGCGGAGACGAUCGUCAGGAUCCAAGGAUUUCGAGAAGACGAAGGAAACUGUGUUAAAGAAGUGACCGUUUCGCCGACGGAACCGGCGUGUCCUCGGAGUCGAAACUCGCGAGAGGGACUUUCGCGCGGAUUUCCGCAAAUCUCCAUCAGCAGCACUAUUUGUUUUGAACAUUUCGGCGGACCGUGGGCCUAUGAACUAGCGCGGAGCGUCCCCCUCCUUGCUCGUUCCUCUGUCUCUCUCUCUCUCACUCUCCUCCCCUCUCUCCUCUCUCUCUCUCUCUCUUGCUCCCCAGCUAUAGAGCGGCCACUUACGCGGCGGUAAUAACUCCACGUCGGUCGCCGUGAGUCGCUGCAAACUUAGUUGUCCGUCGACCGCGUCGCGUGUUGGAGGUGUUUUAGAUCGUGUUUUAGGAAUCCCUCGUCCGCGAGUCUCGAUCGGAAACCCGCGUUCGUUCAUAAUCUACGUUGUCGCAGCCCGCAUAAGAGCGCUCCUCGUCUCGUCGGCCGCCGCGGGUUUCGAGGUUAUCUCGCGCUUCGCGCGAGACGAAUCGAAUUCGAAGUCGCGGGCGCGCGCGCGCGCAUGCGCGCCGGCGCCACGGCGGUUCGCUCGCGGACGUUGGCAGGACUGCCCGGAAAAUUGGGAAAGUGAACAGGUGUUUUUUGAAUGGAUUAGGGAGAGAACAGAGGCGACGAGGACGCGCGGCAGAACCGAGCGGACGGUGAACGAUCGCCGGGACUUCCCGGCUGCUCCGGAUGAUCGAUCGCUUGCGGGAUGCACGCGGCCACGCGGCCGCACUCGGCGCACCGCCGACGGUGAGUAGCUGAGCUGACCGCACCAGGUUGCGUUAGUCAUCUCCUCUCCCGUUUUCCUCGACGUGUCUCGACUGUGCACCUGUCUCCUCUCAAAUUGUCGACAAUGUGCAGCGGCUCGCUGGUGGACAAGAAAUCUGUACACGAAUGUGAAUAUAUCCGGCGAGUGUGAGAGCGACGACGUUAUGACAUUCGAGCGAGCUCACAGCGUCCGUGUGGGAGUGUAGAGCACCGGGAGGCAGCGGACGCGCUUGGAAGAUGAAGAAGGUAUAACGGCGCCGCAGCGGCAGCCCCAUCGUCUCUCCUCAGUAAGAGCCGAUUUCGGACUCACUUAAAUAUGCCACACCAGUUCGGCCUGCCCACGAUGGCGCACGGCAUGCAAUCACCGCCCUCGCCGACCUCGGUCAUGUCGGUCUACCCACGCUUCGGCUCUGGCAUCUACAGGCCCGACCAUCAGGAUCAGCGGUUGACGCGCGAGGCGAUGGAACGUUACCUGCGCGACCGCAGCGACAUGGUGAUCGUGAUCCUGCAUGCGAAGGUCGCCCAGAAGUCGUACGGCAACGAGAAACGAUUCUUCUGCCCGCCGCCGUGUAUCUACCUGUUCGGCGACGGUUGGAGGAUGCGGCAGGAGCAGAUGCUGCGCGAGGGCGAGACCGACCAGAGUUCCCAGCUGUGCGCGUUCAUCGGCAUCGGCAACUCCGACCAGGACAUGCAGCAAUUGGACCUGAACAACGGCAAGCAGUACUGCGCGGCGAAGACCCUCUACAUCUCGGACUCGGACAAGCGGAAGCACUUCAUGCUCUCCGUGAAGAUGUUCUACGGCAGCGGCCACGACAUCGGUGUGUUCCACAGCAAGCGGAUCAAGGUGAUCUCGAAGCCGUCCAAGAAGAAGCAAUCCUUGAAGAACGCGGAUCUGUGCAUCGCCAGCGGCACGAAGGUGGCGCUCUUCAAUCGGCUACGCUCGCAGACGGUGAGCACGCGUUACCUUCACGUGGAGAACGGCAACUUCCAUGCGAGCUCGACGCAGUGGGGCGCGUUUACGAUCCACCUGCUCGACGACAACGAGAGCGAGUCGGAAGAGUUCCAAGUGCGCGACGGUUACGUGCACUACGGCAGCACGGUGAAGCUAGUCUGCUCCGUCACGGGUAUGGCGCUACCACGGCUGGUGAUCCGCAAGGUGGACAAGCAGAUGGCCAGUCUGGAGGCGGACGACCCGGUUUCCCAGCUGCACAAGUGCGCCUUCUACAUGAAGGACACGGACCACAUGUACCUGUGCUUGUCGCAAGAGCGCAUCAUUCAGUUCCAGGCGACGCCCUGCCCGAAGGAGGCCAACAAGGAGAUGAUCAACGACGGCGCCUGCUGGACGAUCAUCAGCACCGACAAAGCUGAGUAUCAGUUCUUCGAGGGCAUGGGACCGGUGCGAUCGCCGGUGACGCCGGUGCCGCUGGUCCACAGCCUACACCUGAACGGUGGCGGCGACGUGGCGAUGCUCGAGCUCACCGGCGACAACUUCACGCCGAACCUGCAGGUGUGGUUCGGCGACGUCGAGGCCGAGACCAUGUACAGAUGCCAGGAGAGCAUGCUCUGCGUCGUGCCGGACAUCUCGCUGUUUCGCGGUGAGUGGCUAUGGGUGCGACAGCCGACACAGGUGCCGGUCUCUCUGGUGCGCAACGACGGCAUCAUCUACGCAACCGGCCUCACUUUUACGUACACGCCUGAGCCGGGCCCGCGGCCGCACUGUCCGCCCGCUGACGAGAUUAUGCGCGCGCCGCGCGCCAUGCACAACCAGGCGAGCAUACCGCCCGCGAUCGCCGACGUGCCGUGGAACACCCAUCAACCGCCGCAGUCGGGUCUCUGAUGUCUUCUAGAUAAUCAUAACGUGAACCAAAGUCUACGAUGUAGUGUUACGGACGAUGUAAUGACCUCGUCCACGCUGCGUCGUCCCGACCUGGACGAGGAGGAGGACGACGACGACGACGAGGACGACGGCGACAGCGACGGCGGCGGCAGUGAGAGCGACGGCGAUCGCGCGUACCUUGUGACAAAGGACCUGUUACUCGAGAUCAACGCUAGCGCGCCGCGGAACCUGGACAAUACGAAGACGUAGCGUUUCGCUCGGCUCGCGUCCGGUCGUGCGACCCGACGCGUGAGAAUCGCACACGCGCGCGCGCGCGCUGAAUCGUAGGCUAGACACAUAAGUUGUUGAUACACGGAGGUUUACAGAGAUAAUAAUUUAUAUAGCGACUGUAGGUCUUAACGGCUUGAAAACGCGAGGCUGCGUGUAGGCAAUUGCAAGUACGCGAAGUUUGACGGUAGAAUUCUUCAGAGGAGUGCGCGCGACAUCAUCCGUCGGAUCUGAUCUCGUUCGCGACUUCCGCGACGAUUUCAAUGUAUUUCCUCUUUUUGAGUAGAUGGGUCUUUGUUUUAAAAAAUUCCCAGGUAUUCAAUCCUCUCAUCGGGCAUAUCAAAAUUAAGUCGCGUUUGAACUGUCUUGAAACCCCUUUUUAAACGAGACCAGCCACAACCCUGACGGUUUUUGGUUGAUCAGUCUUUAGAGCUUGAAGCGAAAGGGUGGAUUGGCAAAAAGAAUCCCCGCCGCGCAGCUACGGAUUGCAAGGGUUGAUCGUUUCAUUCACGUACACCUUUCCUUGGAGUUUGAACGUCACAUCUCGCGGUGUCUUGAAGAGGAGGAUCAAAAGUGUAAGACGGACUAUCGCGAAGGAGUGUAUAGUUAGGGACGAGCGUGCGCAUACUUGGCGUAUCAUUGUAAACGGGAAGUAACACAGCGUCUCUUAGCGUAUACGUUUGCAUAUCGGUCACCGACGACGAUGGUUGUGCUUUUAACACUAAUGUCUGGUACGAGGGAGGAGGAAAGAAAUCGCACCACGCUCGGAACGCGGUACAGCGGACUCUCGAAAUAGCGUCGUGAAAUCGCCUUGUCGUCGCCCCGACUGGAGGGAGUAUCAUAAUGCGAAUUCCUGUUUCGCCUGUUUCUCUUUUUGGGAAGCGCGCCGGCGCGGGCGGUUCUUCGGGAACCUCCUCGUCCCGCCAAGUACAAAAGGAGAGAGAGAGAGAGGAGGAGAAGGAGAAGGAGGAGGAGGAGGAGGAGGAUUACCUUGUCAAGGAGAGAAAUUGUCGGGAAAACUGUAUCGAAGUACGAGCGCUGGCUCUGAUGGAGCGUAUGUAUGUGUGUGUCAAUGUAUGUGUAUGUGUGUGAAAGGCUCAUCGUGUACAAAGGGGGGUGAGGGGGGGCGGGGGACGAAGUACGCCGUGUAUUUUUGAAGCCGCGCGCGCGCGUGCGACGUGCUCAACAUUUGGUACAUUUGUAAAUUCGCACACGCGCAACGCGCCGACGGACUUUUCAUUAUUUAUUAGGAGAUGCACAGGGACGAUGCAUACCGAUGCAUCCUUCGAGUAAGAGAGAGAGAGAGAGAGAGAGAGAGAGAGAGAGAGAGAGAGUGCAUGUGUAUCGCGCGAAUUGGUGCUGAUCGUGAAAUCGUGGCCAGACCGUGGCUUGUAAGUCAGUAGAAUUCGUGUACAUUUCUCAUUUCUCUUCUCAUAAUAUAUAUAUAAUAUCGGAAAGAGAGAGAGAGGGGGAGGGGGCGAGCGAAAGAGAAAGACAAUGGAUGCGUUCACGACAUCAACAGUUGCGCAACUGUUGAGUAAUUCGUCAACGUUAUUGGUCUGAAUGUAAGGUAAGGAUCUAACAGUAAGGACCAAUAGUCACUAAUCGCUCACUGAGCGGUUUUCUCCGUUGAACGCACCCAUUGAUAUAUAUUGUCAGUCACGUGAGACCCGGUUUCGAAAUGGCGUGUACGGAUGUUUCUUAUUUUUUCUUUGGUAUAAUAGAUGUAUGUGUUAUUUUGUGUAUAUAUUAUACAUAUAUAGAGCUAUACAUAUAGCAUGCGUAUCUCUCUGUCGGUGUCUACGCACAGCACUCAUCGGAGAAUUGCGGUUUUACGCAGAAAUGAAAGAUUCAAAUCAGGCCUGCGAGAGCCAGCGUAGAGGAGAUGUCGGCUGCGAAAAGUUUUACUUGCUAAGAAGGAAAAGUAAGGAACCUGUUUCAAAAAAUUAUGAAACUUUGUGUGGAGGUAAAGCAGCUCAUCCGUAACGCAAAAGUAUUUUUUGUUCGUGCGGAAUUCCAAUCUGAGGGGUGAAACCACCCUUCCAAGAAGAAAAAACCAUUUUCAUCUUUAGCGUAUCUUUUAAAAUACAAGGCAUAUGCAGAAAUGGUUUGUGUGAAAAUUGCAGUGUAUUUCAUACUCUUUGCGAUUGUGUGUUCACAUUUUGCAAAAUUGGGGGAGGGCGGAGGGGGUUUUGAAAAAUUUUUCAAUUUUGCAAUAUCUGAAUACACAGUUGCAAGGAGUAUGAAAUACACCGCAACUUUCAUAUAAAUCAUUUUUGUCUCGUAUCUUAAAAGAUACACGCUAAAAAUGAAUUUUCUUUUUCGAAGGGUGGUUUCACCCCUUCAGACUGAAAUUUCGCACGAACAAAAAAUAGUUUUGCAUUACGAACGAACUACUUUAUUUUCACACAAAGUUUCAUAAUUUUUUGAAUUUCCGAGUUCCCUGUUUUCUCUUGUAAGUUACUAUACUAAAAUAAAAAAAAAAAGGACACUGUUGUGGUCGACGUUUUUGAUCCGCUUCAGUGCUACAGAUGUAGAUAUUGAUUUAGUUACAGGAAAUGCAGAAGAUAGAGUAAAAUUUCUUUUAUCUUGCUAAAUUAACGCGCAUAUUUAAACCACUGAAGAGUCAUGAACGUAUUCGACCGUCGUUGACGUCGACCGAGACAUUCGUCUCUCUCUUUUUCAUCUCAAUCGAGACGCUAAGCUGAGCGGACCUCUUCGCAGCCAGCAUCUUGUGCUGGCUCUUAUGGGCUUGAUUUUAAUUCUUUUUCUUUUUUGAUUGUACAUCGAGGAGCCUGUUUUUUUAUUCAUUUAAUCUUACGUACGUUCAACAUAUUCCGUCUCGGUAACAGUUGCGUUACGGACAUACCAUCCUGAAGCACCUUGCGUGAGAUUAGUUCUCCUUCGACCGCACCGUAACCAGGUAAAACGUGUAACGUGACUCCAGCGAGACGCAGGAGUCGAAUCUAGACAAUUAUGACGGCGCAUUUUUCCCAAUCCUCAGCGGAAAUCCAGAAAUCGCCGCGACUCACUUUCGUGCCGACGGUGUGCGCGCGUGAUUUAAUUUAAAAAUUAUACCGUACACGAGGACUCCUCCCGAGAACUUUAGGCUCCUGGUCCUUCGCCGCGAGACUCGUGAUCGAUGACGUCAGCAGCGAGAAAACGCGUACACAAAUUUCUCGCAUGCCAUUUCCAAGUGAAAAGAUUUUGCGCGGACCGCUGGAACAUACUCCUGUUUCCUCCUCGAAAGUCAACCAGCAGCCGUGAAACGACUGCAAUACGAGAUUGAUCAUACGGAAUGAUCGCGCAUGCGCAUGACUAGGUUUCACGUUAGUCACUUUGUGGUCAUUGAUUGACUCCCGAGGUAUUCUUUCGUACAAAUACCUUUUUACUUGGCAAGGCGCGCGAGAACUCUCUCGGCAGGUCCUUCGUCGCCUCUGACGUCGCUACCCAAUAUGGCCGCUGCGAGCUGCGGGAGCCUUACGCGCUGUGCUGUUUGAGUUUGAACGAAAAAAGAAAUAAAGAAAACGGCUUCUGGGAAUCUCCGUACAAUCCGGGGUGUUCUUAGAACUUCUCUGUGACUCGGACACGUUGAAAAUUAAUAUACAUAUAUAUAUAUAUAUAUAUAAAUAUACACACAUAUAUACGCUUUAUUGUAGUUACACCGAGACGUACAAUGACGAUGCAUAUAUAGAUAUGAAUUUUUAUGCCUCUAUAUGAUUUAGAAUAAACCGAAAGUUUAUAUUA